This is a messenger RNA of Bactrocera neohumeralis, 3029 nucleotides long. RefSeq names its product epidermal growth factor receptor kinase substrate 8-like protein 2. Gene Ontology annotation, cellular component: plasma membrane. Bases 469 to 2805 code for a protein of 778 amino acids. NCBI's taxonomy places the organism in Eukaryota, Metazoa, Arthropoda, Insecta, Diptera, Tephritidae. Gene Ontology annotation, biological process: Rho protein signal transduction; regulation of Rho protein signal transduction. The record is from RefSeq and is a predicted model, not a curated record. Gene Ontology annotation, molecular function: actin binding. The transcript is spliced from 7 exons.
UUUGUGAAGCGAAAUAACGUGGCUAGUAGAACGCGCGUUCGUUAUUUUGAUUAUAACUUUUUCAUUGUCUUUAUCUUAAUUUACACUUUUUAUUUAAGUUGGAAUUGUGUUCUUUUCUUUUCUUAUUUUAAUCAUAUUAUAUACAAAAUAUGUAGUGAUUUUAAUUCACCGGUUGUAGCUGAUAAAACUCUAAAUUUACGUGUUUUCAACGCCAGAGUUUACAGACUUAUUAACUAAUAGAGGCAAAUGGCCACAGUGAGCAAUAGAAUAAAUAAAAAUAUAUGCCGUAAACCAAAAUUUCUUACCGAUAUAAAUUUAAAGAGAAAGAGCUAUUUAUUUUCCGACCAAUAGUAUAAAUAAAGUAGUAAAAUAUUUCCAACGCAGAAACAAGAGACUACCCUAAACAAAUGAUUAUAAUAAUUUAUUUUUUUAAAUUAGUACGAAUAGUUAUAUAUUUUUUUUUUGUUAAUGAGAGCCCCCGGAAUGGCUUAUCACAACGCGAAUGGAGGUGCUAUUGGUAAUAAUAGCACAGCUGGUGGCAGUUUAUGUGGUAUUGCUGGUGAAAUUGGCUCCAGUGAAUAUUCCGGCGACGAACGAGACUCUCGGAGCGGCGAAGAUCAUCACGAGAUUGAUUUGAAUAACAAGCCAAUAUAUCUUCUCGAACAUUUGGCUACCUUCACGGUAAAUAAGGAAUCCGGCAUUGUCUAUCCCGCAGACGGCAUGCGAAGGCUGUUACAGUUGGAAAAAACCACUGGUAUAUGGUCUCAGAAAAUGCAAAUAUGUUUGGAUUACCAAUGGGUGCUUAUAAUGGAUUAUGAAACCGGAAAUAUCAUAGAAAGAUUUCCAGCAUCUCUUAUACAGGAUCCAACAGCAUUCACAUCUACUGAUUCCAUGGAGUUAUAUAAUAAUAUAUUAGUAUUUAUCGUGUCCGGCGGCAGUGGCUCACGCUCAGAAAUGCAUAUUUUUCAGUCACAAAGUGUAUCUGCCGUGCAUUUGGUUGAAGACUUAAAGAGCCUAAGAAACGGGAAAAUGGUGACACAACAGCGCGAGGGUUUAAUGCAUCAACAGCAAUCACCAUCAAAUCUAUUAAAAAACGGUCCUACUGAUUUAGCUAAGUCAUUACCGGCAUCCUGCAGUCAGCACGGUCGCAGUGAACAACAAAUCCAUCAUCUUCACAAUGGUGGUACUAUUACGCCAUCCCGCACUGGUAUAGAUCAAUAUGGCUUACACGUCCGAAGUCUCAUGCUAGAAAACAAUCAUACAGGUGCUGCUGCUGGUAGCGGAAAUGGUGAAACAGAUUCCGAACAAGGCGGGUUUAAUGACGAAACUAGUUCUACGUCUAGUGACAAGUAUGAACGUGAUGUAACUGUGUUGAAUCAUUGCUUUGAUGACAUAGAAAAGUUCAUAGCACGCCUGCAACACGCAGCUGCAGCAUCACGCGAACUGGAGCGUCGACGCCGAAACCGAAAAACAAAAAAGAAAGAUCCUGGCGAGGGUUUAUUAACGUUGCGUACCCGACCGCCCCUUGAAAAAGAGUUUAUCGACAUUUUCGCCAAAUUCAAACUUUCAUUUAACUUGCUGGCCAAGCUGAAAGCACACAUACAUGAUCCAAAUGCUCCUGAAUUAGUUCACUUCUUAUUUACACCGCUUGCACUAAUAGUCGAGGCUUCCAGUGACACUUACUAUGAGUCUCAAUUGCCAGCACGUGUGAUCAAUCCAUUACUUACACGUGAAGCCAUAAAUCUGUUAAUUAAUUGCGUUACGAGCAAAGAAACUGAACUAUGGCGCUCCCUUGGUGACGCUUGGAUUAUACCACGCGAUCAGUGGAAAAAUGAUGUGGGCUCAUACCAUCCUGUAUUUAUGGAUGGAUGGUCGCCCGAUUACUUGGUAACCGAUGAAUUGGAAACCCUUAGUACUCCAACAAACAUUAGCAAGCGUCGUUUAGAUGUUAAAUCACAUUUGCAUGCUGGUCAUACCAGCCACAGCGGGGCGAACGGACGCCAAGUUGGCAGCAAUAGUAAUUGCAGCAAUACAGCUUUACAUAUAGGACAAGUCGAAGAAUACGAAACAAGUAUACCAAUUGAGAAAUAUUCUGGUCAUUAUGAACGCGAUAGUGAACGAUUUCUGCCCACUGGUGGCAUAAGUGGCGCUGCGAACGGUGGGCCUUCUGAUUUUAGCGUACACAGUGAAAUUUCAAUUGAUUCAAUUGAACGUAGCGGAGAGGCAUUGCACGAUUUGCAAAUGAAUAAUAACACUGCAGCUGGUAUUCAAACAAUAUCAACAGGAAUGCAACAAUUACAUGCACGUGACUCUAAGAAUACCAAAGCCACGCGCAAUAAUAGCUCAGUUUCUGAAUUCUCUGGUCGUGAUAACAUCACUAUGGACGAACAAAUGUUGGCAGCGUGGCUAGAUGAUUUACAAACAGCACAUGCUAAAAUUGUCCUAGUCACAUAUCCCCGCACAGCCAACAAUGAUAAAGAGCUAAGUGUGGUUCGUGGUGAAUAUUUGGAGAUUUUGGAUGAUACUCGAAAAUGGUGGAAGGCUCGCAACAUACGAGGUCAAGUGGCCCAUGUUCCACACACAAUUGUCACUCCAUAUAACUUCGACGACGAGUCUGCGAGCAAUCAGUUCUAUGGGCACCAACAAGCACCAUCACAUCUGCAAGGAAACAAUACUUACACACAGCCGAGACACCCGAUAAAUACAAAUCUCAGUGAUAAUAUCGAGACACACCGGUCACACGACGCUACUGAUUGGAUUCGAAAUAAGCAUCUGGGUAAGAAAGGAGAGUUCAGAUAUUUUUAAUUAGCUGUAGCGUAUACAAAUUACUGUCUAUUUGUCCAUGAUAUUAUUUAUACAUACAAAUAUUUUACAACAAGUAAAUUUUUAAAUUUAAAUUUUUUUGCUUGCAUUUAUAUAAAGUAUGCAUUUGUUUGAGUUGUAAACACUAGUAAACUAAAACAAUAAAAUCAAAAUAUUGAAACAAAUGGUCUUUUCUGGAACUAAGAACAAAGACAAAGCAUGAAAAA